Molecule: messenger RNA, 402 nt
Organism: Rotaria sp. Silwood2
Lineage: Eukaryota; Metazoa; Rotifera; Eurotatoria; Philodinida; Philodinidae
Source: the annotation of a GenBank genome assembly
AUGCCGUCAAUAUUAAUAUCAAUUUAUAUUUUAUAUAAAUUUAUUGUUGAUCGUCAAUUUUGUUCUCACAUAAAUAAUCACUCAAUAAUUGCAAUGAUUAUUAUUUCAUUUAUAGAUACAACAACAGAAUUACCAAUAACACUUCAAUAUCUUCGUGUGGGUUAUGUUCAACCAGAUGCAAAAACUUUUUGUUUAUUUUGGAUUUGUGUUACUUGGCUAUCAACUUUUGAUUGGAUAACAAAUGUAUUACUUCUAUCAGUAUCAAUACCAUUUGCAAGUAAAAGUUUAUUAGCUCGUGUUUUAUUUCAAGCAAAGAAAAUGAAACGAAUAUUAACAUGGCGAUCAACAAGAAAAUUAACAUUACAAUUAAUGGUUAUUUCGAUUCUUUAUUUAUUAUUUUGA